AUGUACGCCCGCCAACCCGGUGGCAGCGCCGAGGGUGCCACAAUCAAUCCUGCGGCCCUCAACUUUCCCGUCCUCCUUCCACCUCACUCUACGAAUCGCGCGAAACGAACCCGAUCUCCCGACACUCUUAACGUCACGCAACCCGUCGGUGCUGGAGCCUCUCCAGCCCUGUCCAAGCGAACCAGACUCAUGAAGCCUCACUCGGGAGAUGCUUCUGAGGCGGGGGCCCAGCCGCCUGUUGCUGCCACUGCCGCGCCUACACUUCCUCCUCCUCAGACGCCACAGUCCCAGGCAACUCCCCUUCCCAGCCAACCCACGCCCGCGUACUCCGGAGGCGCUGCGCCUCCCAAGACGACUCCCACCAAAUCCACCCUCAAGGCCCUGCCGACCGUUCGCGAUCACACGACUGACCAGCUCAACCCGGCGGGCGAUGAAUACAUUCCCAGAGAAACCGACGAGUUCGGUGAGAAAAAGGUCAUGGCUAAUGGCCAGCUGCUAGGCGGCCGAACCUAUCGGUGCAGGACUUUCCUUGUGCCAAACCGUGGCGACAAACUCUUCAUGCUGGCUACUGAGUGCGCCAGGGUUCUCGGCUACAGGGACUCGUAUUUACUCUUCAACAAGAACAGAUCCCUGUUCAAGAUCAUUGCCAGCCAGGCCGAAAAGGAUGACCUUGUCCAGCAGGAGAUUCUUCCCUUCUCAUACCGUUCCCGGCAGAUUGCUAUUGUCACAGCCCGCUCCAUGUUCCGUCAGUUUGGAAGUCGCGUCAUUGACAACGGCCGUCGUGUGCGUGACGACUACUGGGAGACCAAGGCUCGUAAACAAGGCUUCACCGAAAAUGACCUUGCCGGCGAGAAGCGCCCCGGAGCCGCCAAGGCUCGCGAGGCCGCCGAAGCCCAGAACAAUGUCAUGCUUACCGGACCUCACACCGAGAUUGUCUAUAACAAUGCCCCAGGGCCAUAUCCCGGCGCGCCACAACCUCACAUCGUCCAACCAGACCUAAAUGAUAACCGCCCCAGGGACUAUUCAGGGAUCGUUAGACGCGGCCCGCGCCAGGAAAUCACCGGACCGGCCUACCAGGAUCAGACCCGGCCCUCCCCUGCUAUGGAACUGCAUUCCCAGACUCACCACGCUGCCGAGUUCAACAGGUCCGUGAACCAGCAGCGUGACAUGCGCGGCGACUAUCUCCAGGGCAUCUGGCACCGUCCCCACGAGCAGCCUCCGUCCAGCCUGACACAACCCGUUGGUACUUCUGAUGCCGCUCCCACGUCCCGUGCCACUGCGUCUCCCCACGCUGCUGCUGCAGGUUUACCCCAGCCUGGCGGAGUAGCUUCCCGAUCGCCUCAGAUGAUGAUGACCAACGCCCCUUACUCGCAGGGCAUUGGUGCCCAGAUGGGACAAGGCAUGAGACAAGGGUCCACCGGCAGCAUCAACGCCGGACAGCCUGGCUACAACUACCAGUCUGGACAGCAAAUGUGGCCGCAAAACCCCCAAGCUGCCCAAGGCGCCUACGGAAGCUACACGACCCAGGGUCAACAGCCACAUCCCUCACAGUCACCCGCUUCCAUGCGUCAGCCUGGAAGCGGCCAGAUGCAGAACAUGCAGUUCCCACCCAUGGGGGCCAUGCCGCAAUACGGUGGCCAACAGAGCAUGUACGCGGCGGACCAGACGCCGAGACAAUACAUGCAGCAGCCAGCUGCCGGCCAACCGGGCGUUGGCCAGGCGUGGCAGGGCCAGCACUCGCCAACCCAGCCUCCUCCUCCUCAGCAGCAGCAGCAGCAACAGCAGUGGUGGAACCCCUCGCAGCAGCCACAAUAA
Akanthomyces muscarius is the source of this 1815-nucleotide messenger RNA. RefSeq lists its product as uncharacterized. Bases 1 to 1815 code for a protein of 604 amino acids. The record is from RefSeq and is a predicted model, not a curated record. The transcript has 5 exons. Gene Ontology annotation, molecular function: chromatin DNA binding. NCBI's taxonomy places the organism in Eukaryota, Fungi, Ascomycota, Sordariomycetes, Hypocreales, Cordycipitaceae. Gene Ontology annotation, cellular component: nucleus.